CGGGUGUUAAGUCUUUUUUUUUUUUUCCUUCUUAGGCACUGUUUCACUCCCCAUCCGUCGACUCCUUGAUCAACUGAAAGAGGAGAGAAAUGAGUUUAGAUUCCGCUCGUUCGGGCGGCGAUUCAUCAAAGAGAAGCCUCGCCGAUUCACCCGCUUCCAAAAGUUCUAGCAGCAGCAAUUCUAAGAGGAGCAAAACCAAUAGCAAGGAGAAAGCCCUAGGAAUGGCUUGGGGCGCCAAUUCUGUCUCCUCCUCUCGCUCCUCUUCCCGCAGUUCCCCGUUCUCCGACUUUGGGAGUUAUAUGUUGGAGAAGACGCGGAAACUUCGCCAACAAUUCGAUGCUGAAGCUUCUAAUUCUUCAGAUUCGAGUUCCAAAAACCCCCUUUUUCAUGGGGUUUCUAUAUUCAUUGAUGGAUUCACCAUUCCGUCAAAUCAGGAACUGCGGAGCUACAUGUUGAUGUAUGGAGGAAGAUUUGAGAAUUACUUUUCCAGGAGUCGAGUUACCCAUAUCAUCUGCAGCAAUCUGCCCGACUCUAAAAGGAAGAAUAUGAGGUCCUUCAGUGCGGGAUUGCCAGUGGUCAAACCUGCAUGGAUUUUGGAUUCCGUGUUUGCCAAUCGGCUCUUGGAUUGGGUUCCUUAUCAACUUGAUCAGCUUUGCGGCAACCAACCUCCGGUUUCAGCUUUCUUUUCCUCUAAACGCAGCUCAAUGGUUCAAGAUACUUUGGAAGUUGCUGGUCGUCAGUUGAACAUGGAUAGAUCUUUCAAAGGAGGUGCAUCAAAUUAUGUAGAUCUUCCUGAAUUACAUGAAUCACUGGUUGUUACUGAGCAAGAUGCUUUGAUAGUUAGAGAUCGUCAUGUGAAUGCGGACUCAUCUAGGCAAGUUGGUACAGGAAUGAAUGACGAAUUUUCUGAUAUGCUUGACUGCAUAAGUGUUACCAGCAAUGGGAAUCCACAAAAUGGUAGCCAGAAUUGUGAUAUUGAGGAACCAACUGGUAGCAAAUCCUCGGAUGUAAGGAUGGAAGUACCUGGUAAUUCUGACACAGAAUGUGAAACAACUCUAGCCAGCAGAUUGCAGCUUACCCCUGAAAAACUCCAUGGCUCAGUUGGCACGCAUGGUGCAGAUAAUAAAAAUCCAACUGCAUCAAGUUCAGGUGUUAUUGGACUCUUUAAUCAACGCCACUCAACCCUUGGGGAUCCCAAUUUUGUGGAGAAUUAUUUCAAGAGUUCAAGGCUGCACUUCAUUGGAACAUGGAGAAGUCGAUAUUGGAAGCGUUAUGGUAGCAGAUCCAAUGAUUUGAAAACUCAAAAUGCAAACUGUUGUGUCCUAGAUGCUUCUUACAAGACUGCUGUUAUCCAUAUUGAUAUGGACUGCUUCUUUGUCUCUGUUGUCAUCAGAAAUCACGCUGAGCUACAAGAUAAACCUGUAGCAAUAUGCCACUCCGACAAUCCAAAAGGAACUGCUGAAGUAUCCUCGGCAAACUAUCCUGCCCGGAGCUUUGGUGUGAAAGCUGGAAUGUUUGUUAGAGCAGCAAAAGCUCGUUGUCCGCACCUUAUCAUUUUCCCGUACAACUUCCAAGCUUAUGAAGAGGUAGCUGAUCAGUUCUACAAUAUCUUGCAUAAGCACUGCAGCAAAGUACAGGCGGUAAGCUGUGAUGAAGCAUUUUUGGAAGUGACAAUUUCAACGGGAUUGGACCCUGAGUUCCUAGUUUCAAGGAUAAGAAAUGAGAUCCUCGAGACUACUGGCUGCACAGCAAGUGCUGGUAUUGCUGGAAAUAUGCUUAUGGCACGAUUAGCUACAAGAGCUGCCAAACCCAAUGGUCAAUGCUGCAUUCCACAAGAGAGGGUUGAAGAGCAUUUACAACUACUUCCAAUCAAGGCUCUUCCGGGAAUAGGACAUGUCUUGGCGGAGAAAUUAAAGAAACAUAAUAUCCAGACUUGCGGACAGUUGCGUAUGAUUUCCAAGGUCAUGCUAAUGCUAGAGACUCUUAGAAGGGACUUUGGAGCGAAAACUGGAGAGAUGCUGUGGAAUCAUAGUAGGGGGCUAGAUAAUCGGUUGGUUGGAGUAACUCAGGAAAGCAAGUCUAUUGGUGCUGAAGUAAAUUGGGGCGUCAGGUUCAAGGCUUUGGAAGAUAGUCACCGUUUUCUGGCGGAUCUUUGUAAGGAGGUUUCGCUUCGUUUGUUGGGAUGCGGAGUGAGAGGGCGCACUUUUACUCUCAAGAUUAAGAGAAGAAGGAAAGAUGCCGGGGAGCCAGUUAAGUACAUGGGCUGUGGGGACUGUGAGAAUUUGAGCCACUCCAUGACAAUUCCGAUUGCAACUGAUGACAUUGGAGUGCUCCAAAGAAUAACAAAGCAGCUUUUUGGGUGCUUCCACCUAGGCAAGUCAGCCCAAUAUAGUUACAUGUUCUCCUGUUCUUUUCAGUGACUGAACCUUUUGAAUCAAUUUUACACAGAUGACAGGGAUAUCCGUGGUGUUGGCUUGCAAGUUUCCAAGCUGGAAAAUGCAGAUGCUUCUAAUCAAGGGCUUGAAAGGAGUUCUUUGAGAUCCUGGCUCCUCUCUGCUUCAGCAACUAAAGUGGCACAGAGGGGUGCCACUAAUGUUAUCAAACGAAGUGCUAGAGAUUCUGACAUUAAUAGCAAUGAAGGAACUUCCUGUCAAUUAUUUCCUGGAGAAAUCGGCUCUUCUGGUAUAAUGGACAACAAUGAUCAACCUUGUGAAAGUGAAGAUGUCUCUGCUUCGCCAUCUUUAUGUGAUCUUGAUGUUGGAGUUGUCGAGGAUCUUCCACCAGAAAUCUUUUCAGAGUUGAAUGAUAUUUAUGGAGGGAAGUUGAUACCUCUUAUUAAUAAAUGUAAGGGGAAAACUGAAAGCUUCAGUGACUCGUCAUGCAUUCCUGAUUGUGGAUAUGCUGAAGGAGAACCUGACUAUGUUGUAGGAGUUGAUAUGUCCAAUAUGGUGUCGCCAAGCAGUUCACUAGUGGACGCAGAGGUUGAUACAUCGGUGUUGCACCAAUUACCUGAAGAGUUGAGAGUUGAUUUGGUCGGACUGCUUCCAGCACAUAGGAAUCGAGAGCCACCAUCAAAUGCUGUCUUUGAGGCUCAUGCAGAUAACGCUGAAGAGUCAUCAGUUGUCAGCACAACCGACAAUGAAUCCACAUCACUCCCCAAUGAUUUAAACAGUGAUCUGAUGAUUGGAAAUCCGCCAAAAUGGGUUGAGAAGUUUAGAAUCAGCAAUUGCCUGAUACUAAACUCUCUAGCAGAGAUGUACUACAAAUGGGGGCCAACUAAAAAUCUGUCUCCUCUGUUGCUUCAUUUAAUUUCUGAAUGUGUGUAUCCUCUAAAUGAAGACGAUGUUUGGGGUGAUGAAGCUAGUUGCGACCUUUGCACCCUUCUUAAGCUGUACAUUAAAGUAAACCUGGCAUCAGACAUGGAAGAGAUAUACGUUUGCUUUCGGCUUCUCAGAAGGCUCGGGGAGAAGUCAAAACUUAUUUCACAAGUGUACAAUAUUGUCCUUCCCGAUCUUCAGGUUCGCACCGGAAGUGUUACUACUUAUAUUGUCAUGCUCAUUGCUUUACUGAUUGAAGAUUGGUGAGAUAUGUAUGCAAUGUCGUGAUGGUAGUCUAGGAAAUUAUGAAUGCUUGAUCUUCCUAUGACAUUCAGAAUGAUUUGAGCUUAACUUGAUAUCUGCUAGGAGCUUCACUAGUACUCUAACCACCUACUUAGAUUUAGCCUGCUCUCAUUUGACUUGGCAGGAAUCUUUCCGUAAAGUUUAUGGUGGAUAUUUGAAACUUUAAUCAUGGUUGCUCCUGCAACUGAGAAGCUCAGGUGCGUGAAGUUGCGCACUUCUAUUUUUUUGGGAAGGAUGAUCUGGCAUGCAAAGUCUAUUUUAUGCCAUCCCAAGUUUUGUUGAGAUUGAAUGGUGUGAAGAUGUUGUCCGAAUAGAUACUUCCAACAUCCAUCCGUGAAGAUCAUCUAUGAGUCCUUUCAGGCAUCAGUACUAGAUUCAGAAUGCAACUAUUGAGGAGUUGGUGCAACUGAUCCCCGCAAAAGGUAGGAUCUGAUCGUAAGGACAAGUUUAUUUCCAAAUGUAUGGCUAUUGCCUUAUUGGCAUGGUCGGGAUAGGUUGAUUUUUUUCGCUAGCACAUGUUUACAUAAUUACAUUCAUAUAUGAACUAGUGAAGUCUCCUCUGUCCUUUGCCCAGAAUACUUGAAGAUUCCCCUUUAUGCAACCUAUUGUACUUGGAACAUUGCGCAAUAGAACUUUUCUCACU
Linum tenue is the source of this 4263-nucleotide messenger RNA. NCBI's taxonomy places the organism in Eukaryota, Viridiplantae, Streptophyta, Magnoliopsida, Malpighiales, Linaceae. The record is from the annotation of a GenBank genome assembly.